AUGGAACAUCUUCCUGUGCAUCUACCAGAUGAAGCUGCUUUAGGUGGUCCUGUCCAAUAUAGAUGGAUGUAUGUCUUUGAAAGGUACAUGUAUCAUCUGAAAAAGAUGGUAAAAAACAAGGCAAAUAUUGCAGGGUCCAUUGUUGCACAAUGUUUGAAUGAGGAGAUAUCAACUGCAUCUGCAACUUACUUUGGGAAAGUUCGAUUUACUUAUACUUAUGAAGAUGUGCCAAAUUUGUUUUAUCAUGAAGGUCGGGUCAGUGGAAAAGCCACCACGAGAUGGCUAACAGAUGUUGACUUCACCGUCUUGCAAACAUUUAUGUUGCUCAAUUGCGAUGUGUUUGAACCUUAUGAAAGGAUGUUUGAUGAGUUCGUGAUGGAAGCAAACCCAAAUAUUACUAGUAAUGAUCUACAGAGAGCGAAAGAUCAACAUUUUGCAAAAUGGGUGAAAGACUUCAUUACAAAUGCCAGUGAAACAUAUGAGUUCCCUUUAUGGAUGUUGGAUUUCAUUCAAGGACCGCAUCGUAACUAUACAUCGUGGCCGAUAUAUUUCUCGCGAGGAUAUUGCUUCCACACACAUAGCCAUGGCCAAGAUAAAAAUACCCAAUAUUAUGGUGUGUAUGUCCGUGGAACCACCGAGACCGAGUAUUAUGGGCUGAUAGAAGAAAUCAUGAUGAUCGAGUACGGUGGUGCUGUUAGCUUGAAAGCCAUGAUUUUCAAAUGCAAGUGGUUUGAUACAGUAGUGGGUCGUGGAAUGCGUAAGCAUAAGUCGGGGAUCGUUGAUGUGUCCCCCCGUGGCCAAUAUGAGAAAUAUGAUCCUUUUAUACUGUCUGGUAAUUGUGAUCAAGUAUGUUUCAUUCCUUAUCCGCGUGUGCGUCGUACAAAUGUGACAGACUGGUGGGCAUGCACAAAAGUUUUGCCUCGAGGGGUAAAUGAAACAUUUGAAGUUGCUCUAACAGCAUUGCAAGAUGAUACACGUAACGAUGUUGUUGCACCGAGUGAGAUGAUACGAAUUGAAUCAUAUGUCGUGGAAGAUGAUUCUGGUUAUGAUGUCUUACCCGUGGCUCCUCCUAACGAUGAAUAUGUAUCAGAAGACGAGUUAGAAGAUUCGUGUGCCGACUCUGAUUCGGACUCCGAUUCUGAUUAA
Messenger RNA from Brassica oleracea var. oleracea, 1146 nucleotides. RefSeq lists its product as uncharacterized. Lineage: Eukaryota; Viridiplantae; Streptophyta; Magnoliopsida; Brassicales; Brassicaceae. The transcript is spliced from 3 exons. The coding region runs from base 1 to 1146 and encodes 381 amino acids. The record is from RefSeq and is a predicted model, not a curated record.